UUAAAAAAAUAAUUUGACGUUUUGUUUUUCUAUAAUUUUUUUAAUCAGCAAUUUUGCCAGCCAUGAAUUUGAAACUUAACAACGAGGUAAGAAGCUCAGUGAACUUGACUAAAGAGCCUCCUGCUUCCGUGAAGGAGGAGCGUCGUCGCACUGGUCGCUACAUCGCCAUCCUAGUGGGCAUCUGCCUGCUGAUGCUGGCCUUCUACCACGCGUGGGUCCGCAAGAUCCCAGUGGUGGCCAGCCUAGUGGUGCCCGCUCUUAUCAUGUUCGUGUACGUCGGCUGGGUGCUGUAUACAGCUUCGAGGGAUAAAAGACGGAUCUUUCAAUUACUGGACGCUGAAGCAGCACUUAAUGCCGAAGGUGCUGACGAUGGAACAUCAGAAAACCAAGCCAAUAUAGAAAUAUCCGUCAUCUCCAGCAAGGAAACCAGCAAAACAACUUCCCCGGACUCACCCAAUGACUGGUCAGAAAUCUCCUCUGUGUUCCUAAAAGGGAACGGUAAAGAGGAGAACAGGGUAUGCUUCGUGAAACCCAUAAUACUAAUAAACGAUAAGCCUCAUGAGGAUUAUGACGAAAAGUGGUCGAAUAUUGUCGAGACGCUGACUAGCAAUGAGAAGAUUAAAGUGCUACCACCGAGAAGAAGAUUCAAAAGAAGAUUUUGUAGAAGCAGACGACAUGCGAUCUUCAAAAGAUCGUAUUCGAUCGGUUGAUGUGUAUCUGUUUUUAUUUAGAAAAAAUAGGAGUGUACAGUUUUAAGAGUUGAGAUUGUAAUAUAUUAGUAGGCUUGAGUCUUUUAUUAUUAGGAAAAUAAGAGUGUACAGUUUUGAGAUUUGAGCUUGUAAUAUAUUGAUAAGCCAUGUAUAAUAAAAAUUUGCUUUAAGGGUCAGAUCGCAUUGCAAAGUGACGGGGUGAAUGUGAACUGACACUAAAUAAAGUGGAUGUAGUAUAGAUGUACAGAAACGGUGCAUCUACAUUUACACAUAGGAUUGAUUUUGGACCAAAUAGUUGUCAGGUAGGUUAAAUUAGGUAGGUUUAUUAAACGUGU
Aricia agestis (brown argus) is the source of this 1045-nucleotide messenger RNA. RefSeq lists its product as uncharacterized. The coding region runs from base 63 to 710 and encodes 215 amino acids. The record is from RefSeq and is a predicted model, not a curated record. NCBI's taxonomy places the organism in Eukaryota, Metazoa, Arthropoda, Insecta, Lepidoptera, Lycaenidae. The transcript has 4 exons.